AACCCGGAAGAAGCACACCUUCGCUCACAACUCGAAGUUGUAGCACAAGACGAAGAGUUCUAUUGCCUUGCUCAAUGACUGUCACGAUCAAUUACUUUUGAUGAUAGUAACGUGAACAAGAAAUCCUCUCAAGAUGUCUGGAACUGGGAACCGCGAAGCUGUCUUCCCAACCCGGCAGUCAUUGGGAUUGAUGAAGGCAAAGUUGAAGGGUGCUCAGACAGGUCAUGAUCUGUUAAAGCGAAAGAGUGAAGCUCUCACAAAACGUUUCCGAGAAAUUACGAGACGAAUCGAUGAAGCUAAACGUAAGAUGGGCCGGGUCAUGCAGAUUGCAGCAUUUUCUCUGGCAGAGGUCACCUACGCGGUUGGAGGAGAUAUCGGAUACCAAGUGCAAGAAUCAGCAAAGUCAGCACGAUUCCGAGUACGAACGAAGCAGGAAAACGUCUCUGGUGUAUUCUUGCCCGCAUUCGAGAGCUAUAUUACGGAGGGAAACAAUGACUUUGGCUUGACGGGUCUGGGGAAGGGUGGACAGCAAGUGCAAAGAUGCAGAGAGACGUAUGCUAGGGCUGUUGAGACGUUAGUGGAGCUUGCAAGUCUGCAGACUGCAUUCGUGAUAUUGGACGAAGUCAUCAAGGUCGUCAACAGGAGAGUGAACGCCAUCGAGCAUGUCAUUAUUCCAAGGACGGAGAACACCAUCAAAUAUAUCAACUCGGAAUUGGAUGAAUUGGACAGAGAAGAAUUCUUCCGAUUAAAGAAGGUUCAGAAGAAGAAACAACGAGAUACUGCUGCACAAGAUGCAGAGAUGAGAUUGAAGAAAGAGGCUAAAGCCAAGGCCGAUAGUGACAAGGAGAAUGAUGAGGCAGGACAACCUGAUAUUUUGGGUGAUCAGGAAGAUCAAGAUGUUAUCUUCUAGAUCCAUAUCAUCCCAUGGAUAGCCUGUUUCCUAGUAGAAUAUUUCGGAAUGCUGCAUGUAGUAUUAGCGGACACAUAUCCGGUCAAAG
Messenger RNA from Hyaloscypha bicolor E, 998 nucleotides. Its product is annotated as vacuolar ATP synthase subunit D. Gene Ontology annotation, biological process: vacuolar acidification. Gene Ontology annotation, cellular component: vacuolar proton-transporting V-type ATPase complex; fungal-type vacuole membrane. Gene Ontology annotation, molecular function: proton-transporting ATPase activity, rotational mechanism. Bases 134 to 910 code for a protein of 258 amino acids. The transcript has 9 exons. The record is from RefSeq and is a predicted model, not a curated record. Lineage: Eukaryota; Fungi; Ascomycota; Leotiomycetes; Helotiales; Hyaloscyphaceae.